CGUCGGCUGUCUUUCUUUUCACUUCAUUUACAAACGUGUGUUUUGAAAGCAAAAUAAAACAGAAACUUUAUUUUUGCUAACGUGUUACAUAAUGGUAGACGAGAAUUUACUUCAAGAAUAUUCAGAAUCCAUAAGAAGACUCAAAAGGCAAUGUUUAGAGGCCGGUAUGAGCGAUGACGAGUUUCGUAAACUUUACUUUGAAUCCUUGAAAUCUUUAGACGCUAGAGACACUCCAGAGGCGCAAUCUCGUUUACGAUUCAGGGUAAAAUAUCUGGUAUUAGUCAUAGGAGUGUUAGUUUUGCUCUUAGCGGCUUUUAACAGCAAAUACAUGUACAGCACAAUGAUGUGCAGUGUGCAAGAAUACAUUUAUCCUGGCUUAAGACUUUUGCGACGGAUCUCUAUACCUUUGAUAUCUUUAUUCCCUUCGUUGACUGAUUUCUACCAUGAAACAUGUCUAAUACAAAAUCCAUUCUUUACCGUGGUGGAUAUGGAUUGUUGGCCGUGCAGUAGUGUGACUAGUGUUAGAGAAGUCUAUGAUCCAAAGCCUGUGAAUCAACAAAAUGGAGCACCAUUUAUUUAUGAGACUGAUCAACAAUUAAUAACAUUAGAUAAGUUACAGAGUAUUUAUGUAAGAAAUAAAGACUACUUUGAUAAGGAAUCUCCCAGCAUUUUAGUAAACAAUAAAUAUUACAUUAAUCCACAAGAUAUGUUUCUGUCAGAACAAAUGAAGGAUGAGAAAAACUUCUAUAUUUGGAAAUUUAACAACAUGAAUACUGCUAGAUUAUUACGUCAAGUAAUUCCAAGGCCAAAAGUUGUUCCAAAGUUUGGUCAGAGCACUGAAAGGUUUAUUAUUGUUGAUUCUAGUCAACAGUCCUUCCAAGUACCUGAUACUGAGUGUAGUUAUUCCUUUCUGCUCUCUCUGAGUGGUAGUAGAACAGUGGAUUUGUUACCAGCAGAGGAAUGUAAAAAUCAAUGCAAGACAUUGAAAGUAGAAUUGAAGGAAACUUUUUUAUUAUGGUACAACUGGUGGUACUGGAGACCUGUGAUACAAACAUCUGCAGGCAACACAACUUUUAUUGCACACAUUGGUUCCUAUUGUUAGAAAACAUGAAAUAAGUACAAAUUAGAGUAAAUGGAAUGUACAAUACACCAAUUUAUUAACGAAAAAUAAAAAUCAUUCUAAAUAAAUUAACUAAAAACAACAACAAA
Molecule: messenger RNA, 1209 nt
Organism: Hyposmocoma kahamanoa
Lineage: Eukaryota; Metazoa; Arthropoda; Insecta; Lepidoptera; Cosmopterigidae
Exons: 5
Coding region: 92-1102 (336 amino acids)
Source: RefSeq, a predicted model, not a curated record